Messenger RNA from Durio zibethinus, 2117 nucleotides. Its product is annotated as pollen receptor-like kinase 1. Gene Ontology annotation, biological process: protein phosphorylation. The record is from RefSeq and is a predicted model, not a curated record. NCBI's taxonomy places the organism in Eukaryota, Viridiplantae, Streptophyta, Magnoliopsida, Malvales, Malvaceae. Gene Ontology annotation, molecular function: protein kinase activity; ATP binding; protein binding.
UUGACCAACCUUAACAACUCCUAUUCUUAGCAACUUUUAAUUUGUGUCUUCCCGACCAUCCAAAUUCCACCAACAUCUCGUCUUUUCUCUCUAUCCCCAACUCCAACACCAAUAUUCAGCAUUGCGGCUCCCUUGGUGAAGGGCGCGGCGCGCACGCCCCCCCACCCCAUCAGUGCGCGUUACCUCCCGACAAACUCCGCCAUGGCCUUUCAUCUUCAUCUGAUCAAGCCGCUUUUGCUUUUAUACAUGCUUUUUGUUUCUUCUUAUGCAUUGUCUGACCCCGAAAUCCUUCUCAAGUUCAAAUCUUCCUUGACCAAUGUCUCCUCAUUGGAAAAUUGGGAAAACAAUUCCAUGCCCCCAUGCAAUGGACACCGUGCCAAUUGGGCUGGCGUUCUUUGCUACAAUGGCAACAUUUGGGGUCUACAACUUGAGAGUAUGGGACUGUCGGGCACCAUCGAUGUGAAUACCUUAACCGGGUUGUCCAACUUGAGAACCUUAAGCUUUAUGAAUAAUAGUUUUAAUGGUCCCAUUCCGGAGUUGAACAAACUUAAUGCGUUAAAAUCAAUUUAUUUAUCAAAGAAUAAUUUUUCUGGAGACAUUCCUGGAAAUGCAUUUGCAGGUAUGAUUUGGCUCAAGAAGUUGCAUCUAUCACAAAAUCUGUUUACAGGUGCAAUUCCUGCAUCAUUGGCUACCCUCCCCAAGCUUUUGGUGCUUAAACUUGAUGGCAACCGGUUUUCGGGUCAAAUACCUGAUUUUAAACAGAAUGGCUUACAAAAAGUAGAUCUCUCGAAUAAUGAAUUGGAGGGUUCUAUACCAGCAAGCCUUAACAGGAUGAAUGCCAGCAUGUUUUCAGGCAAUAAAGGUCUUUGUGGAGUACCAUUGAAGACAUGUGACUCCAGUGCUGCUCCAAACUCUAACUCCAAGGAGCCCUCAAUAUGGAUUAUUGUGGUCCUUUUCAUAUUUGGGGUGUUCAUACUACUUGCCAUACUUGCCGUCAUCUUAAUCAAUCAUCGACGCGGAAGGCAACCAACGCUAUCAGUAGAAGCUCCAGCGUCAAACCUCGGAACAAAAGCAGGUUUCAAGGAAGAAGAACAUGCUUCCCCAGGGUUUUCACAGCAAUUAGGGAAUGGAAAGAAGGCAGAGACUGUAAAACUUUCUUUCGUGAGGGAUGAUAGAGAGAGGUUUGAUUUGCCAGACUUGCUAAAAGCCUCUGCUGAGAUAUUGGGAAGUGGAAGCUUUGGCUCUUCUUACAAGGCUGCUCUAUCAGGUGGGCCUGUGAUGGUGGUGAAGAGGUAUAAAGAGAUGAAUAACUUUGGGAAAGAAGAAUUCCAAGAGCAUAUGAAGAGAAUAGGGAGACUGAGACAUAAUAACUUGCUUCCACUCGUCGCCUACUAUUAUAGGAAGGAAGAGAAGCUCCUUGUCACCGAUUUUGUUAAAAAAGGAAGCUUGGCUGUUCAUCUUCAUGGUCACCAAUCUCUGGGGCAACCGGUCCUUGAUUGGCCAACUCGAUUGAAGAUUGUGAAAGGAGUAGCCAAGGGCCUUGCAUACCUCUACAAGGAGUUACCUAGUUUGAUUGCACCACAUGGUCACCUCAAAUCCUCAAAUGUUCUCCUUAAUGAAUCCUUUGAACCACUCCUCACCGACUACGGUCUGAUCCCUGUAAUCAACCAAGAGAGUGCUCAAGAGCUCAUGGUGGCUUACAAAUCACCUGAAUAUGUGCAGCAUGGAAGAAUUACAAAGAAGACCGACGUAUGGGGUCUUGGGGUAUUGAUUUUAGAGAUUUUAACCGGAAAAUUCCCUGCAAACUUCUUGCAAAAGGGCAAAGGAAGUGACCAAGAUGAUUUGGCAAUUUGGGUGAAGUCGGUAGUUGGUGAUCAAGAAAUGAUGUCGACGGAUGUGGAGGUGUUCGACAAAGAUAUGGGAGCAACAAGGAACAGUACUGAUGGAGAGUCAAUGCUCCAGCUAUUGAAGAUUGGAUUGAGUUGCUGUGAAGUGGAUGUGGAGAAGAGAUUAGAUUUGAAAGAUGCUGUUGAGAGAAUUGAAGAAUUAAAGCUCAAGGGUGGUAUUGAUGACGAUUUCUACUCUUUAGUGGCCAUUGAGGAGGACAAGAAGUGAUG